This is a messenger RNA of Frankliniella occidentalis (western flower thrips), 12684 nucleotides long. It is a transcript of the gene Plc21C, whose product is annotated as 1-phosphatidylinositol 4,5-bisphosphate phosphodiesterase classes I and II. The coding region runs from base 814 to 5148 and encodes 1444 amino acids. NCBI's taxonomy places the organism in Eukaryota, Metazoa, Arthropoda, Insecta, Thysanoptera, Thripidae. Gene Ontology annotation, molecular function: calcium ion binding; phosphatidylinositol-4,5-bisphosphate phospholipase C activity. The record is from RefSeq and is a predicted model, not a curated record. The transcript has 22 exons. Gene Ontology annotation, biological process: lipid catabolic process; phosphatidylinositol-mediated signaling.
CUCCGACUAGCCUGCCACCCACAACAACGCAAGUCAGGUAUUGCUCGAUCCAUUUUCUUCACCAGGCUUCUGAAAACACUCGCGAAGACUGGAACAUCUAAAUUUGGCCCGUGGCCUCAGCGUACUUUACCCCGUGGAAAGCGGAUGCCUUCGAGUUUGUCACUUGGCGGGAAUUUUCUCUUGACACGCGCGCUUGACCCGAGUCGUCAGUGCUUCUGAUUGGUGGAAAAGGGAAGAAAUGCCACAGAUGUUUUGGGAGAAAAAAUUACUGGUGUGUCUGCUUGGGGUCGUGAAUAGGUCGCGUGUUUGAGUGACAGCGUGUCGCGUGUGGCGGUCUGAAGUAGACCUACGUCGGGUUAUGCCGGAGCCUCCCGCCUGAGGUGUCCAGACCCACGAUGCGUCCGAGUCCCCCUGGUCCCCCUUCCCCGCGCACAGGCACAGCCCUUGGCACAGGACGGGGCCAGCGGGGCCGAGGCGCGAGGCCUAAGUGCCUGCUGCUGGCAGGGGCACAAGUCCUGCGGCGAGGGCCCUGCUCGCCCUGCUCCGACUGCGCCUGGUGCGGGUCCCCUAUGUGGGGGUCGGCGGGCAGGCGCGCCUAAACCCGGUACGGCAUUUUGUGAUCAUCUCGGUGGGAGCCCCACCAGAAGCUACCAGCCCCCCUGCCAUCCCGCGCGCCCCGCCCGCGCCCGCGCCCUCCCCGCCACCCCGGCCGCUUGCUAGGGGGACGGGGCACGGGACUGUCCUGUCCGUGCCUGGCUGGGCCUUGGCCUUUGUGAGCAGGACCCCGAUUUCGGGUCUCGGACUCGCGACACCAUGGCAUCGGCCUCAUCUUCGACACCAGGCCCUACGGCCCCGCCGCCCAAGACCUACGGGCAGCCCACAGUCCAGCAGAUCAAAACGGCCGAGGUCCCGAGGAGGCUGCAGGAGGGGGAGGAGUUCAUCAAGUGGGACGAGAGCAGUGGAGUGGGCACUCCUGUCGUUCUACGAGUUGAUGAAAAUGGCUUCUUCCUGUAUUGGGCAGACCAAACCACAAAGGAGGUUCUCGACACGCUUGAUAUAUCUUUAAUAAGGGAUGCAAGAACUGGCAAAUAUGCAAAAAUUCCCAAGGAUAUUAAAAUUCGUGGAAAAGUGGAAAGUGGGAUAAAAGUUGAAAGUAGUAAAGCUGAGACACCAGAUAAACCUGACUCCAAGCAGUCAGACAAGAAUGCAUCAUCCUCAAGCCGACCAGACUCAAAGCAGUCGGACAAGAGUUCAUCUUCUGGGAGGGAUUCAAAACAGUCAGAUAAAAGUGUAUCAACGCCUUCGGAUUCUACACCUGGUAGUAAAGGAGAUGCUGAAGAAAAUGUAACGGACAAGAUACCUUCUCUCUGUCUUGAAGACUGUACUGUCACAAUUUGCCAUGGAAGUGACUUUGUCAAUCUGACAUUUAUAAAUUUUUACACAACUAAGAAAGAAAGUGCCCAGUUAUGGACAGAUGAAUUAACCAAGUUGAUAUUCAGUCUAUCACUUCUUAAUGGCUCCGCAAUAAGAUUCUUAAUGAAAGUGCAUACUAAGCUUUGCCUUCAGGUGGAGAAAACUGGUAACAUUCCUGUCAAAAGUAUUGUGAAGAUGUUUGCCCAAAAUAAGGAGGAUAAGAAGAGAGUGGAGGAAGCUCUACAAUCUAUAUAUGGCCCCGAUGUUACUAAAGAAAAGGCUUCUGUUGUGAACUCAGCCCAGUUUACCUUUGAAGAUCACUUUUAUCCUCUCUACAAGAAAUUGGUGCAACGCUCGGAGGUUCAAAAAAUAUAUGAUAGCUUGUGUAAUCCAGCCACUAAGAUGAUUGGCGUUAAUGAAUUUAUGCAGUUCUUGAAUGGAACUCAAAGAGAUCCUCGUUUGAAUGAAAUUCUUCAUCCUUAUGCAAAAACACACAAUGUAGAGGCUCUCAUUGAGCAGUAUGAAAGGAAAAAAGAAAAUGGAAGCAAACAUCAACUAAGCUUUGAUGGAUUUCUAAGGUUUCUUAUGAGCGAUGAUAAUCCUAUCAUUGCUCCUUCUAAACUAGAAAUUAGCAACCCAGAGAUUAUGGAGCACCCUCUAGCUCACUAUUUCAUAAAUUCAAGCCACAACACUUACUUGACUGGUCACCAGAUCACUGGAAAAUCAUCAGUUGAAAUUUACCGCCAGUGCUUACUUGCUGGAUGUCGAUGUGUUGAACUGGACUUUUGGAACGGUCCAAAAGAUGAGCCAUGUAUUGUUCACGGUUAUACAUUUGUGCCAGAAGUGUCAGCAAAGGAAGUGAUUGAAGCAAUUGCUGAGUGUGCCUUUAAAACAUCAGAGUAUCCAGUCAUCCUCUCAUUUGAAAACCAUUGUAACCGUAAGCAACAAUCAAAAAUUGCUGAAUACUGCAGGGAAAUUUUCGGAGACAUGCUGUUGGAUGCUCCAUUAGAUUCUUAUGGCUUGAAAGGUGAAUCUCUGCCCCCUCCCAGUCUUUUGAAAAGGAAGAUAAUCAUUAAAAAUAAGAAAAAGAAGAAAGGUGAAACUUCCUCAGGAUCAUCUGACGCAGAGGCAAGUCCAACAGUGGAAACUGUUCCUGUACCUGCUCCAGCUGACUCUACUGUUACUGAGACUGCACAAUCUGAAAGUGCCUCAACUGCAGCAGAAUUGCCUGGAGAAGGAACUGUGUCAGAAGUUCCAGUGGCAGAGAAACAGGACUUAACAGAUAAAGAUGUUAGUGGUGUUGAAUUGAAAACUCAAGAUGAUGGUGAUGAAGAAACUGUCAAUGAGGGUGAAAGCUCUGAUGUAAAUGAAGCUCAGUCAGAAGAAUUUCAAACAUCUGAUGCAACUGUUAAUGCACCCAUUCCUCCAGAUAAAGGGGGCACCCCUGAACAAACCCCAAAAUCUGAUAUCUUAGACAGUGUCACAUCACCCAAAGCCAACAAAGCUAGCAAUGGUGAUGUGGCUCAGGUUCGAGCAGCCGCGAAAAGAAGACAACCCAGUGGUGAUGAUGAUGAUGACAGUAGUAGUGACGAUGAAGCUGGCAAAACUGACAAAGACAAGGCAUCAAAGACUAAAGAAACUGAAGCAGGAGAAGAACUUUCAGCUCUUGUAAACUAUGUUCAGCCAGUACAUUUUGUUUCUUUUGAGAAAGCACAAGAAAAGAAGCGAUUCUAUGAGAUGUCUUCUUUUGAUGAGAAACAAGCCAUAAGUCUUCUCAGAGAAUACCCUACUGAGUUUGUAAACUACAACAAACGUCAACUUAGCAGAGUUUAUCCAGCUGGAAUUAGAUUUGACUCUUCUAAUUUCAUGCCGCAGCUCUUUUGGAAUGCAGGUUGUCAACUGGUUGCUCUGAACUAUCAAACUCUUGAUCUAGGGAUGCAGUACAACCUUGGCAUGUUUGAGUACAAUCAAAGGUGUGGGUACCUAUUAAAGCCAGAGUUCUUCCGAAGAGAGGACCGUCAAAUUGACAUUUUUGAGGAUUCUAGCAUUGAUGGAAUAAUAGCAGGCACUGUGAAAAUUACUGUAUUAUCAGGACAAUUUCUUUCUGAUAAACGUGUUGGAACCUAUGUUGAAGUUCAUAUGUAUGGGCUUCCGGCUGAUUCGUUGCGAAAGAAAUUCAGAACACGAGUUGUUCCCAACAAUGGUAUUAAUCCAGUAUAUAACAAGGAAGAAGAGAAAGACAAAUCUUUUGAUUGCAACAUUAUUGUCUUACCUGAACUUGCUUCCAUACGUAUUGCUGCAUAUGAGGAAUCUGGAUCAGGAAAAUUUAUUGGGCACAGAAUAUUGCCUCUGGUUGGAUUGUGUCCGGGAUACCGCCAUGUGACGUUGCGUAAUGAAGCAGGACAGCCAUUGUUGGCAACUUUGUUCCUUUUUAUCAGCGUUAACGACUUUGUCCCGGACGAGUUUCACAUGUUUGCCGAAGCUCUCACUAAUCCCACUGAAUAUCAAAACAAGCUACAAAAACACAACACUAUGCUUGCUGGUCUCACAGAAGACAUGGACGAGAUGGACAAUGAUUCAUUUGGGGGACCAGGUGGAAAGGGUCGUCAUGGUGCUCAUAAUGGGGACGGCAGUAAGGCACUCUGUGAUCGCUCUAUGUCAGAUGCUGAUGACACAGUGUCUGGAAUGAUUGCACCUCCUAAAUUGACAAAAGGUGUACCAGGCUCAUUUGCUGGGCUCCUUGGACAAGCAGGUGUUGCAGCAAGUUCAGCCGCUGCCGGCGCAGCAGCUGGAGCGAGUGCAGCUGCCAGUAUUACUGCUAAGCGACACUCCAUUGCACCAGGGGCUCAGUCUUCUAGUGCACCAGCAGUUGUGCGUUCCACUAGUGGAGAAAUUUCUGGCAUGCAGGAGCCAGGAAAAUUAAGUCUUUUAGAAGAGGUCAAGAAAGAGCUGAAUGUUGAAACCCUUGAAGAGCUUAUGAAAAGCAAAGCUGUUAGAGAGAAGAGGCAAGAGAUGGAUAAGAAGCUUGAGGCCUUGAGAAAAAAGCAUGAAAAAGAAAGAAGUAGGCUACAAAUUCAACGUGGUUCGCAAGACACUGAAAAGCCAAAACCCAAGUUUUACAUGAGUAACAAACUUGUGAAGAGGUUGUCCAGACAAAAUAUCUCGUCUGGGACGUCAGAAGCAUCAACUCCACAUGAAGGAGAUGAUGCUGAUACCGAAGGUGCUCUAAAUGAACGAUUUCUAUCUGUUAUUCGAGAACAGCUUCAACAAGAAAAAGAUCUUCAAAAGAAAUAUCAUGAAAUGGUGUUUACAACUUUAACUAAAACAGUAGAGUCAUCACAGUCAAAUCAAAUGAAAACUCUAAAAGCAUUACAAGAUCGAGAUACUGCAGAAAUGAUGCGCAAAUUAGAGGCUACUCGAAGAAAAGAAAUGAAAGAGCUAGUGAAGAAACACAAGGAUAGAGAGGAAAUGGAGAAGAUGAAAAAAGAAUUGACCAGUAAUGCUGUUGAGCGAGGUGUUAGUGAACGUGUACGUUUAGAAGAAAUGUACGAACACAAGAAAAAGGAACUAGAGGAGAAAUAUCUGGCAGUACGAUCAUCCCUCGAUGUGGAAAAAAAGAAGAUUGACUUAACUCUUCAAAAAGAAAUGGAUGAGCGUCUAUCGGGUAUUAAGAGAGAAGUGCAAAUUAGAGAGAUGCAAAUUGCAUCUUCAAGUGAUACCCAAAAUAUAGAUUGAAAAUUUGUAUCUGGUUGGUGCUAUGAGGCUAUUGAUGAACAAAAAGUGUCACAAGUGGGUUUUGAAAUCCACUUGUCGGAUUAGGAUAAUCAGUAUUACAAGGCCUACUUGUAGUCUACGUUCCGAAUGCAGUAGUCGGACGUUUUUCUUAAAACCUGAUUUCUUUCUCUUUAAGAACAUUACUAUUGUGUGUUUUGUGUGUUCUGAACUAUGAUUAUUACUGUAUGUUUAAACCUGAAUUUAAAAUUCUGUCUCCUUGAAACUUAAGUAACAUGGAGACUCUUAUAGAAGUGAUAUUGAUGCGUUUAUAUUUUGAAUCUUACCGUAAUUGUGACCUGAUAUGUUAUUGUUUAUUUUCUUGAAAUGUAAGUCGUGGACGACUAUAUGUAUCUGAUUGCACAAAAUUAUUGAACAGCUUGUUUUGAUGAUUGAAGCCAGAUGUAGGAACAAAUCAUGUAGUGGGCCUGUAACCCGUUCACAAUGUUGUGUUAAAAUUUUCAUUCUUUUGUCAAAUUACUAGUCUCCUGUAGACAAAAGUCUGAUAACUUAAAUAGGCAGGUUUUUAUUUUGUGACAUUUAAUCAUUAAUGUUUAAAAGUAUUUAAGCUUUGUCUCCCAACAUCUGGCUUAUUGGUUGAAAGUUGGAAAGUAAUCAUGUAAUGAGUGAUAUUUGUCUGGAAAUUAAGCAUCAUGUAUUCCCCAUAUUUUUACUAUUGGGGAUACACACUGUGAGUGCAUUGAAAGGUAAAUUCCAUGAGUUACAACAGAGUGGAUUGUGUAUUUUCGUUGGUGUUAAGUUUUGUGGUGCUCAAAGUAAGAUACUAUAAACCAUACUGGGCUUGUCAGAGGGAAAUAUUAGUACAAGCACUGACUUUGGAGCAUAAUGUUUCAAUGAAUCUUACGCUUAUAAUCCCCCUGUAAUUUUAUGUGGGGUAUUACCAUUAGUUAUUUAAUUUUUACUAAUAAUGUCUUCGUGGUAGUAUUGAACCGAUACCCCAGUUCAUUUUUAAGAGACUAUGACACAUACUUUAUUGUCUUUGGCAUAACUACUACUUUGAGCUCGAGGUUUAGUUAUAUUGUUUGGUUUGACAAUGAUAUUGAAUGAUAUGUUCGUGUAAGUACUUUAAGUCAGUUAUUUCUUUUGGAAUCGUUCUUGAUCUCUAUCUUAAUGUAACUGUUUCUUGCUGUCCCUAUGUAGAAAGUACUCUUUGUACUGAACAUUUCCACUCUUUCCUUGUACCUCAAAAAUUCCAUCAGGUGUGUAUUUUGCGAGCCAUGGUUGUGAGUGUGAGCCAUUGCAUGAAAAGGUGGUAUCGGUUUGUGUUCACAUGUGACUUAAAAAUACAUGUUCUAAAAUACAUGUUGACUUAAUCAGAAUUGUAGCUGAAUGUGAGGCAGAUCUUACUGUUGUUGUUUUUAUUAUUCUUCAAAGAUGUGCCCAUCAGGUACAGGGUAGAACUGGUUCGGUGGUAUUUGUGCAAGGUGUAGUUUCUUCUCAACUUUAAUACUUGUUGGAUAUCCCACUAAUUCCGAUCUAUCCAAGAAUGGUGCUAUUGUGGUCACCCAUGACCACUUGACAGUUCAACGAACAAGUAACUCUAUUCUGUGCAAAAGGAGUACUUUUGGUGACUGUCUUAGGCAAAUUGAAUGGGGGAAAUUUCAAGGAAGUCCAUUCAUAGAGCUUUUCCCUGAAGAAUGUCAUGUAAUGUGCCGUUGAACUAACUAUUGUUAGUUUAAGAUAAAACAAUGUAGCAGAGCAAAGCCAAAUCAUUGAAAUUUUAAAUCAACAAGCAUCUAUGUGUGACUUUCUUGAUAUUUCUUCUAGCUCCACUGAUAAUGUGAUUCAUAUGUUCUGUAGCUGUUAGCUACUGCAUGAAUUAACAUUAAUCAGGACAAAUAAAUUAAUUGAAUUUGUAAAUAUAUUUGCUGGGAUGUUGAACAGUGUGUACUUAAGGAACUAUUUUACUUAAGUGUUGUGAAUAGUUUGCCAUUUUGGGAAGAAAGCGAGGUAGUUUUUAUUUCCAUACAUGUUUGUAAAAUUUCUUUACCAGUGGCAAUACAAGUCUUUGAGGUCAAAAUAAUGAUAGCUAGUCAUAAUAUUUUUCCUCUGUAGGGUGUUUAAUCCCAUGUAACUUUAAGCUGGUGACGAACAAAUAUUUAUGAUUAUGGAAAUGAACACCACUGUUUUAACUUACGCCACCUAAGAUUUUAAGUGCACUUCUUUGUAGUUCAAGUACUGUUAUGAGCUGAGUUGAAAAAUGUGAGCAAAAGUUAUUGUUAUCUUGCCUUGUUGCAUUUGUUUUGUUUGUACUUCAAAUUUACAAUAAUUUUGUAGAAUUAUUCUUGUUUUUGUUUUUUUGAAAUUAGGUUUUGUGUUAUGGAGCCAGUUUGCAUCUUUUUAAUUUUCAAUGGUGUGACUUGCCCUUAUUGAGCUUUCAUGGAAUGCAUUUACAUAUACAGUUCAUGUUAGCUUGCCUGUACCUAGUCUAUUGCAUCUUUCAAUUCAGUAUUAAAAUUGUGUUAAUUUUAUGUAAUCAAUUGCUCCAUAUGUGAAAAGUGGUGAAUCCAUAAUUCUAAUAUUUUCCAAGUUUUCCCUAAUUUAAUUUUUUUUUUCAAUUUUGUUUGGGGUGAAUGUGUGUAUCAAUGAACCAGUGAGAUUUGGUAGUUUUUAGUAAUGAAGACUCUGCGCAACUUUCUUGCAUUGUAGAUAUAUCAGUAGGGAGAUGAGUUGUCUCUCGACCGAAGCUCAUCGAUCUCCAAGGAUUCAACCCUGAGAUGCUUUGUCAUUACUGUUUCGCGUUUUGAUAUGAGUAUGUCAAAUAUUCACUUGAACAUCAUUACACCCCACAAAUUUUGAUCAUGUAUGCCAAAAAUUGUCUCUACUUUUUAGGAGGUGUUAUUGUUCUCUCUUUUGUACUUGUUGAUUUUGUUCAUUAAUUACUACUUCUCUGAAUGACAAUUGUUGAAUUGUGAGAUUUUAUUGCAGAAUCUUGUACAUCCAAUGACAUAUUGGCUUUUUUAAUCUUAUUUAUUUCUGUUACAGUGGGAAGCUUUAAAAAUUGUUAAGUUGGAAAGUGAUGACAAAUAUUUUUAUUCUUACGUUUAAAAAUUAAUAAUACCCUUUUUGACAGUAUUUCACUGAAUCCAACUUUUUCAAUAUUUUAUACUUCCCCUCAGUGAUUAUGAAGUGAUACUCAGGAGAAUAUUUGGAUUGUUAUUUCUUGUUAUAUUGAUAACUUUUUACUAUUUACUGGCAGUUUGAUUUAAUCAUCACUUAUGCUUAGUUGGCCAGACCAGAUUGAAGAAUGGUUGGUAUGAGUUGAGGGGAGGGGCUUGAUAUCUGUAAAGUUUGUGUUCUUACAAGACUGUUUAACAUUGCAUUUGAUUCAAUCUGUUAAUUUAUCAUAAACCUCAGUCUUUACCACUCAUUUCUUUUUAUUAUUUUUGAAAAAUGUUUUAAGGGCUUUGUUUCAAGCAAGCUCGCUGAAAUGAGUGUUAUUUUAAUGCAUAUACUGUGGUCUAAGGUGGUUGUGCUGGAGGUAACAGAAUGUAGAUCAUGUAGAUUGGCUGUAGAUUGCUUGUAUCAAGGACCUUGUAAGUUGUUGGUAAAAUUUUUGGUAUUUGUUAGCCAGACAAUCAAUUGUUUAUGUGUAAAUUAAAGAUAUUCGUUGUGGAGUUAUUCAUGUGCAUGAAACCAAUACAAAAAGUGUGUUACUAAUUUAUUGCAAGUAAGGUUGCUGAUUCACUAACCGGAUUGUUUUGAAGAAUAUCCCUUAACUGGGUACUUUUCUUGUUGCAAUGAUAAUUCAUGUGUCAUUUUGAAUUUCCAAGGCAAUACUAAAACUAUGUGUAAAUUGUAGCAAAUUUUGUGGUUUGAGAAACAUUUAUCCUAAUCUUGAUGCAAAUUUGGCAAAUUUAGAGUGACUUGCAGUAUUUUCUCAUACUUCGCCACUCAAGAGCUCUUUUACUUGGAGAGCAGCCUUAAUUAAUCCUAUGUGAAAUGAAAAAAAAUUGUUAGUGGCUCUGACUGCCGUCUUGAGUGGAGUCUUUCUGGUGUUUACACUACAGUACUUCCCUAUCAAAACUUUAACCUUUAGUGUGGUUUAUAGACUGGGCAAAAGUGGAUGGUGACUCAAAAGCCGCUUUCUGAAAUAUCGUGUUCUUGUUACGCUCAUAGGACUGUGUGUUCUCCUUACUUGUAGUUUUAGGUAAGAGUAUGUGGUGUAGGGCCUAGUCACUCUCCGUUAAGGGCUAUUCCAUUGUUUCUACCAUACUUUUGAUUCUACCAUGAUGCUCAGCUCCCUCUAUCUAUGACUUUCAUGCAAUUAUUACUGUACUGUACACAAAUGUUUUCAUCUUUUUCAUUUUCUUGGCCACAGCUUUUAUUUUCCACAAAGAAUAUCUUUUGCUAAGCCAUUGCUUAUUGGCAAAAAUAUUUAUAGCACACAACCUUAUCCCUUCAAUACUAAAGAAACGGCCUACUUCCCUUCCCUCCCAUUUAUCUGAACUAUAUUCAUUUAUUUUUCUUCUUAAAGCACUCUCUCUAACUCCAAGGUCUCUUCCCAGCGGUUAGUAGAUGUCUCAACAAUGUGUUCUAGUGUUGGUCGAUUCCCAUGUACCUCUCGUUUCCUCAAAGUUUUGUGUUACUAUUGUACUAAUCACAUUAUUGGAACAUUAAGGCAUUAGUACCAGUACACAUACCAGAAAAUCUUGUCCAAGCCAGAUCUUGUUCUUGGCAAGUAUAUUUUUGUGAUGCCAGAGCAAUUGCUAUUGCUACAAGACUGCUGCAUUUCUCAUGGAGACCUUGGGUGUUGUGAAUUUUGUGAUCUUAAUUUCUAAUCUAAUUAUUUUUUAAGAUGUUAUGUUAUAAAUGCUCAUGACUGUAUAUUUUUAUUCAACAGGAAUUCUUUGCAAUUGUUUUGGUGAUUUCAUGCAAUUAUGCCGCUUGUAUGCUACAAAUCAGUUUGUACCUUUCUUGAUUUUACUGGUAAUUUUUUGUAGGCUUUCCUACAUUCUGUUGCUCAAAAUGUAUGGGGAAGAGAAAAGCAUUGCUGUUUCUUUUCGGAAAUAUUCAAAGGAUUCAUGGUGAAUAGCAGUACGUGAACUUCUGCAACAUUAUGAGGAAAUGUAAUGUUAUGCAACCUUACUCAAGUUAAAACAACUUCUCAAUCCAGUGAAAAUUUCAUUUCAGAAACUAUGUUACCAUUUCUUGACGAGCAAGAACAGGUAAUGUGAAUGUGUAGUUGUACAGUACGGUACGAGGCAUACACAUAUAAUCCAAAUUCCAUAAGGUUGUGAACAUUUAUGAUUACGCUGUAUCUAGAAAACAUUUUUCAAUUGAAGCCAAUCCCUGCCUCUUAGCAUGUUUUUAGAUGUGUAUUGUUAUUUCCAAAUUAUAUUUCUUUACCUUACAUUAGCAAUAUGAUCUUCCAUUAUAGAGCUUCCUAUUUUUCGAGUUUGAUUACUUUGGUGCUGAUUCAAGGCUUCCAUAUUCAAUAGUAAAGUUCAUCAAAAUUUUGCAUUUGAAGUGAUUCUUUCCUGUGAAUUGUUCUUUCCUUUGAAUUGUAAUGAUAUAUUUGUUUAUUCCCCGAGGAGAGCGGAGGUACGAUGCAAGGACAUAAUAAUUAGGCGUGUAUCUUGUUACCACUCUCUGGUCAUCAAACAUGGAAAAGUUAGCCAAAUCAUCACCUGUAAUGCUUACCUUUAUUCUAUUGUUGCCAUACACAGCCCAGGUUUCCUUCAGAAAUUCUCAACAGCUUGGCUAAACGGUUUUCAAUGAGGUACAUUUGUCACUCUUUCAUAUCCUUUGGCAUACAUGUUAUACUUUUUGUGCUGUGGCUAAAUCCUUUACAUCAUUAAUUUUCCCAUCUGUGAAAACAUCUGGAACGACUCUUAUUGUGAUAAACUGAGCAUUUGGUAUUAUAUUAUGGGUAUACUUUAGAAUUUUGUAUCCGUGUUAUCAAUGCUGAUUAUUGUAGCAAUUAACCAUGUUUUUGUUUGGUAACAGUUGAUACAUCAUAACAGCUUUUAGUAUGGUGAAAGCUUGUAUUAGGAUCUAGAAUAGUUUUCUUGAUGGAAGGGAGGGGGAUAGCGCACAAAUUACAUUGAGUGUGUUUUCGUUUUGAUCAACCACGCUUCAAACCUUUUCAAAAACAUUGCCAAGUUCUUGCUUGUUUGGUUUAUUUGGUGUUUGCUCAAGCUUAUUCUUUCCUUUUUUUCUUUUUCUCGAUUCCUUUGUUCUGGCCCCUGCGUUGAAAAGAUUCUUGAUAUUUGUGAUUGGAAAAUGAAGAUUAAUUGUAGUCUGAUUGAUCUUGUCAGCUUGGACAAUACCCAAAACUUUUCCUCCUAUUUUUAAAAUUGUUGUGACCAAGACUUCAUCCUAAAUUUCUCUCUUGCACUUUGUUUUUUCCUAUUUCCUCUCUUCAAUCUGCAAUUAUCUGAGGGAAACUUUCCUAGUGGUAAACAUCUUUGUAUGGAUUCUAGUGAAUUCCGAAUGAACCAAACAAUUUUUAUUAAUUCCAGUGAAAGAACCAUUCUGUUUUAUGUUGUAAUAGCCAAGUUCUAUGCUAAGCCAAUGAUUUAAUCUUUAUUUAAGGAGAGUGUAUGAAUAUGUAGAGUAAAUGCAGUGGUAUAUAAUGCUGAAGACAUUAAAAAUAUGUAAGUGAAGAAGUCAUAGAUUUAGGGAUCAGUAAUAUUUAAAUGCAAUCUGAAUUGUGGAUGUCUUAAAUUAGGAUUUUUGAGAGGGUGUGCUAAGCAUGCUGUGUAGAAAUGUAAGAUUUGGCAAAAUGUAAGAAUGAUCACAGGAUAUUUGUGAUAAAAUUUACUGUGCAGAGUGUAGUGCAACAUUGGAAGUAUUGCAUUUAAUGUGGAUCAAUGCAGUUGGUAUUGGUUUUGCAGUAGGGUGAAACAUUCAGCAAUGAGUGUGAUAUAUCAAACUCCUUUUUUUUUUUUUUUUAACUUUACAAGGAAAGUCACAGGAUUUUAAAAUGAAAACAAAUCAGAGGAUUCAUAUCCAUUUUUUCUGAUUUCCGAUUUCUGAAGAAACUAAUCACAGGAUUUUUAAGUAUACCUUACAAGGGGUAGUUUUUCUAUAUAUAACUUAUUGCAUUUCUAUUCUUUCUAAUAAAAUGUGUCUGAUCACAGGAUUUUUUGGAAACAAAUCACAGGACUUGUUAAUGACUAAUUGUCGCGAUUGUUUGAAAAUAUUUAUACAGUAUUCUCAUACCAAUAGCUGGAUUGGUGUGAUUUUGUUUGUUUUAAAAAGGAGACAACUAUACAUUCACUGGAUUAGAAUCAAACUUUGUGACUUCUAGGUAAGAUACCAAGUUGUAUUUAGAUUCUUUUAUUGUUUUGUUAGUUCUAUGUUGUGCCCACAUUCCCAUGGUAAUGACUUUGGAAGACUUUGUUACUUGAUUAUUGUGUGAUAUAAAAUUAUUUGCAGCUUUCCCUGUGUUGUGUACUGCUGUUAGAGGCAGAUUCAGCUCUGUAACAGUUGGUUAGUUGCAAGCAAUAAAACGCUCAUGUGGAGCUCAUGAAA